This is a messenger RNA of Clupea harengus (Atlantic herring), 1412 nucleotides long. Its product is annotated as zymogen granule membrane protein 16-like. The record is from RefSeq and is a predicted model, not a curated record. Lineage: Eukaryota; Metazoa; Chordata; Actinopteri; Clupeiformes; Clupeidae. The transcript is spliced from 3 exons. Bases 1 to 606 code for a protein of 201 amino acids.
AUGUUCAAACUCCUGGUUCUAUCUCUUCUGCUUGUCAGCACAGCUCAGAUCUGUUUCAAGGCAGACUGUGUGGAAGGUGGGCGCUCUGGUCAUGACUCACAUGUUCUGGGCGCGCGUUCCCUUGUCUUCACAGAUCCGCUGGAUUUCUACUCUUUCUCUCUGCCCGUGGGCAGCGGGACUGGCACCGGCUUUGCCACCUCUGGAGAGGGACGCAUCAGCGCAGUCAGGGUGUGGGAGCAGAACAACAACCAAAUCACUGGGUUUCAGCUGAAGUAUGGUUUCUCCUGGUCUCCUAUCAUUGGCACCAGCAACAUCAACAGAGUGUCCAUGACUCUCUUUGACGGCGAGGCCAUAGUUCAAGUGUCUGGGAAGUACAACCCCAGCAAUUUCAUAGAGCAGGUGCAGUUUGUCACCAACAGGGGGCGUUUUCUCUCAGCGGGUCAACCCCAGGGGCUGUCCUUCAACCACUACCCGACGGACAGUGGCAGCGAGCUCCGCAUCUUGAGCGGCCGUUUCAGCAGUGCUGGCAUCACCUCACUGGGAGUGCACUGGGGAAGAGUGGACACCAUGUACAACAGCAGCGCAUUGGCAAAUAUGGAGAGCUGAAGCUAUUGAUAAAGCUAAGGAAGUGAUUGUGAAUAUCUGUGUGAAUGAGCAUACUCUGAUGCAGUGCUCUCUGUCAGACUGAAAGUCUUCAGACCUCAAUAAAUACAUUUACAUGGAAAAAGUUGUUGGCUUAUGUUUGACUUCAAUUUUCAACCUUUAACCUUAUCAACAUUCAACCUUUUCUAUUUCUGUCAUUAUAAAUGCUAUACACUGUAUUAAUGCUAUAUUCUGGUAUAAUGUAUUUUAAAAAGUUAUGUGUAAUGUGAUCUCUUUAAGAAAAUAAAAUUGAAAUUGAAUGCAUAUUUCAUUAUCUUGUAUUGUUCAUACUGAGAUUUAAUAUGAAUAAAUAAAAAUAAAUAAUUAAAAAAAAAAAAAAUCCCAAAAUGUUAAACAAUCCAAACAAGAGCAGCAGGAGAGAUACAAAAAUGUGAGGGCUUUUUACAUGGCUCUCCUCAAACUGGUUAGACAAGUGAGUCAUACAACUCAACCACACAUGAAACCACACAUACUGUAUAUGCUAGGGAUCCCCAUUAGUUAGACUGCAUCUGAUGGCAGACCAUGCAGUACAAAAAAAAGAUAUAUAUCCAAACAGGUAAAAGCAGCAGUAGUGACACAAAAGUCUGGGGCUUUUUACAUGGCUCAUUUAAAACUGGUAAUAUUUAUGAGAUAUAUAACUCAACCACACAUAUGCUAGGAAUCUCCAUUAGUUAGAUAGUUUGACUGCACCUAAUGGCAGGUGAAGUAUUAGGUGAAUUGUGAAGAAGAGAAAUCAGAAAAAAAGAAGAAAACAAAAACACAGAAAAAGG